GCUGUCCCCGUCCUGGUGCGAACACGAGUGGUGCGGGACCUGCAGCUCCCCGCAUGCAUUGGCUCAAGCCACUGUUCCAGAACUCGGGUGUGAGAUCGCAAAUGCAGUGGGCGGGGCAGAUCUUUGGAGAGAGAUUGUGGUGGUAAGACUGGAAGCUUCAUGAAGGCACCUAGAACAGUGCCUAGCACACAGUAGGUAUUCAACAAACACUUGUCUAACAAGCAGAUUAAAAAAAAACAAACAAACUGGUCCUGUUGAUAGAACAUUGAGAACAGAUUUGUUAUCCAUGUCCUUGUUUGGAGACCGCCCGACUCCUACUCCUAUUAGAUUAGGUGCAGAAAGACUUGCCUUUAUCCAAAAAGACAUUUUCUAUUGAGAUGCAUGCUAAUCUAGGUACACGGUCAAGUAUGUGAGGGAUGCAUGGAACAUGCUCCAGAAUCUCAGGUAGAAACUCCUACUCAAAGGAAGAUACAUUGGGCUGCUACUCUCUUUAUAGAAACAGUGUUUUUCCUUUUUCCUAAUCUCUGAUUAUGUGUUUCUUCUUUCACUUAUUCAGCAAGUAUUUAUUGAGCAUCUACUAUAUACUAGGUGCUGUCUUUUAGGAAUUGGGGACCCAAUAGUAAAUAAAAUAGAGUCCCUGCCUUCAAGAACCUUAUAGUCCAAUAAAAGAAACUUACAGUCCAGUCUAAUACUUUCAGCAAAACCACCUUGAUUCUUGCAUGGUUUUCUCUAAUAGUUUACCUUUAUUAUCUAUGAUUUUCCAUUGAACAAGCAUUUUAUUAAAAGUUUUAAUUACUGAACAAAGUAUAAAAUUUACCAUUCCAGUUGAAAGGGUUUUUGCCUUUCAAUAGCAAUUUUGAAAUAGCUCUUAAUCAAUGUGGAGAUUAUGAUGCAUUGUCUUAAUUAACAAAUGGCUACAUUUAACUUUAGUCACAUUGCCAGGAUCCUAUUGCAUGCCAUGACUUUUUUUUUUAAGUGGAAAAUAGUACCAGCAUGACCAGAAGAGGACGUGGGGUCUGCUCCCCAGGUCGGUCUGUUAGCUUGGUAAACCGUAUUGUCCAACUCACUAGCUAUCCCGAAACGAUAGAGGAAGAGGGAAGUGAAGCGGGGUCUCCUUGUGAAGAGGAGGAACCGGCUGGCCAAACGGAUGCUGACGGGAAGCCUUCUGCUGAUGGGUUAGCAUUACCCGCUGGCAGUGGUGAGGAGAAGCCUCCUCCAGAGGGGGCUGCGGUAGCACCAGCUCCCAAGUCUGAAGAAAAAGAUGCUGCUGAAAUCCAAAAGCGCAGAAGGCUAGAGCAAGCUGGGAUCAAGGUCAUGCCCGCAGCACAGCGUUUUGCCAGUCAAAAGCAACUAAGUGAUGAGAAAGAAGCUGUUCACGAUAUCAUCCUUUUGAAAGAAAACCCUUUCCUGGCCCACCAACGUGGCAAAAAUUCAGAGUCGGAAGGGGAAGUUGCGCGCCGACUGCCUGACCUGGAGAAAGAUGACUUUGCUGCCCGGAGAGCCAGGAGGAACCAGACCAAGCCGACGGUGCCCCUGAAUCAACUCCUCUAUGGGCCUUACCGGAAAAAAGAGGCAGAGAAACCAGAGAGCAGCAAACAACUUUCAAAGGGGAUCUCAGAAAAGAAAAGUCUAGAACACAAAAGAAACCAGGGCCAAACAGAAGAAGUGAAGUCAGUAGUGACCUGUGUCCUGCGGGCUCGGGAGAGCGGACCUGCGGAGGAGGGACUCAGGAAGGUGCCGGAUAUCCACAAGGACGACCUGGCACAGCGGAGGAUUCAGGGCAGCCUCGCCCCUCCCCGCGAGGCUCCGAGCUUUGUCGGCGGCUCCAGCAUCACGGAAGCCGACCUGGAGACCUGGGAGAGACUGAAAGUGUCAGGGCAGACGAGGUGUGUUAUGUUUUCCCCGGCAGUGGCGCUAUUGAACUUUGAAGGAAUCCAGUGCUUAGCCUUCGAUCAUUUUUUGUUUUCAUGGCUGGAAAUAGUUAAUGCCUCUCAAAACACAGAGUAUAUUCUGCAUGAGUUGAGAGUUACUAAUACAAAAGUUACAAGCCAUGGGGAUGGAAAACUUCCUCUUUAAUCCAACCAACUAAUUGUGAAUGGUUAUUAUGAUAGGCUUGUUUGCUGUAAGGAAUUUAAACUUGAUUUUUAAAUAAUUUUAAUAUUUCAUCAUACCUAAGAUUUUUUAUGCCAUCACUUAUGAUGUUGGAAGUGAUAUUUGUUAAAGCAAUAGACACUGAAAGCCCUAUUUACCCCUUUGAUUGAUGAAUGGGAAAGCAACUCUGCCCUAGCCAUAGAAGUAUCUUUCAUAUACGUAGCGCCUAAAAGAAAGGAAAGAGAAGAAAAACCUCUUAUUGACUUGUAUUUGCCUUAGAAACCUUUGGAACUCAUUUCUGGUUAUAACUAGGGAUGAAGACGUUGAGCAUGCCUGUGCCCCUGAGCCCUCGCCAGAAAUUAAAGC
Molecule: messenger RNA, 2457 nt
Organism: Phyllostomus discolor (pale spear-nosed bat)
Lineage: Eukaryota; Metazoa; Chordata; Mammalia; Chiroptera; Phyllostomidae
Exons: 3
Coding region: 994-2076 (360 amino acids)
Biological process (GO): regulation of focal adhesion assembly; positive regulation of stress fiber assembly
Cellular component (GO): stress fiber
Molecular function (GO): myosin II head/neck binding
Source: RefSeq, a predicted model, not a curated record